AUGUCUGACGACUUUAGCACGAAAAACUGGGUGUGGGUGCCUGAUAAAGACGAACUUUUCGCUCGUGGGUUCAUCACAGAAUACAAGAAAAAUGGCCUCUGCAGCGUGACGGUGGUGAAAAACGGCACCGAGACCACUAUAGAAUUGCCCCAGAAGGUGUUGGAGAACUGCAACCCACCGAAAUUCAACAAAUGCGACGACAUGGCCGAAUUGACGCAUUUGAACGAGCCCUCCGUCAUCUACAACUUGUUUUUACGCUACAACGAUGACUUGAUCUAUACUUACUCGGGGUUGUUCUUGGUAGCCAUCAACCCAUACAAAAGUCUCCCAAUAUACGAUACAAGCGUGUUGAAAAAGUUCCACUCGCUGCUGAAAUCCAAGAAGCUGGAGGACAGGCUCCCUCCUCACAUAUUUGCCAUUGCUGAAAACACAUACAUGAACAUGUUGGAAAACGGCAAAGACCAGCUGAUCUUGGUAACUGGCGAGAGCGGUGCUGGAAAAACAGAAAACACGAAAAAAGUGAUCCAGUAUCUCUCUCUGAUAUCAACAAAUGCUCUGUCAGAUCACGCAAACGACAUACAUAACAAGAUUCUUCGUGCAAACCCUAUCCUAGAGAGCUUUGGCAACGCCAAAACGAUAAAGAACAACAAUUCGUCCCGAUUUGGCAAAUUCAUCAAGAUAUCUUUUGACCCCAAAGGCCUUAUUUCAGGCGCCACCAUUGACUACUAUCUCUUGGAGAAGCUGAGAGUGCUGCACCAGUCGCUGGACGAGAGGAACUACCAUGCAUUCUACCAGCUUCUUCGAGGAGAGACCCCGCAGAAUUUGAAGUCCAAAUACCACCUCGAACCCUCCAUCAAAAAGUACAACUACAUCAGUCUGUCUGUGGCUACGAUCCCCAAUGUUGAUGAUGCCAGAGAGUUUACAACCCUCAUCGAGGCCUUCACCGUCAUGGGCUUCGAAAAGACCGAAAUUGACAGUAUAUUCAUGACUCUUGCGAUCAUCUUGCACCUCGGUAACGUCGGGUUCACAUCAUGGAAGUCCGAGCAGACUAGCUUCGACAAGGACUCCAAUAUCGACGUGAUAGCCAAGAUGCUUGGUAUUGACUCUCAAGAAUUAUCCACCAAUCUUCUUCGACCUCGUGUGAAGGCUGGCAGAGAGUUUGUUCAAAAGCUGAGAAAAGCCGCUGAAGUAAAGCAGACUAUUGACGCAUUCGCCAAACAUUUGUACGAAAAGGUGUUCCAGUUCAUCAUUGCCCGCAUCAACGAGAACCUAGGAGAGUGGAAUAGCGAUAGGUUCAUUGGUGUGUUGGACAUAGCAGGGUUUGAGAUUUUUGAAACGAACUCCUUUGAGCAGUUGUGCAUUAACUAUACCAACGAGAAGUUGCAACAAUUUUUCAACCAUCAUUCCUUUAUUCUUGAACAGAGCGAAUACUUGCGUGAAGAUAUUCAGUGGGAGUUCAUUGACUUCGGGCUAGAUUUGCAACCUACUAUCGACCUCAUAGAAACAAAACAACCAAUGGGUAUCUUGGAAAUUCUUGACGACCAGUGCAUCAUGCCUAAGGCAAGUGACGAGACAUUUAUUGACAAGCUUUUGGAGCUGUGGGCCGAUGGCAAAUCAAAGAGCUUCAGAGCCAACAAGGUUCGCAAUGGUUUCAUCAUUGACCACUACGCUGGCUUAGUGGACUACAAUAUCGAAAAUUGGAUUCAGAAGAACACUGAUCCUGUGAGUGAGAAUAUAGUUCAACUCCUUCAUGAAUCCUCCAACGAAUUCGUCCAAAGACUCUUUCAAGAAGAUGUGGAGUCAAAACUAUCGGGGAACAUGUCACCCAAAAAGAAAGGAUCCAAGCUCAAAACCGUUUCCCAAAAGCACAAGGAACAGUUGAGCACACUCAUGGAUCAACUCAAUAGCACAGAACCACACUUCGUAAGAUGUAUCCUUCCGAAUCUUUCCAAGCGCCCUAACAAAUUUGACAAGGAGCUUGUGCUCAAUCAGUUAAGAUGCAAUGGUGUGCUAGAAGGAAUCCGGAUUGCCAGAGCAGGAUACCCCAACAAGAUGACGUUCGAAGAGUUUUAUGGUCGUUACGCAAUUCUCAAUUCAAAUGACAUUGUGUUUACGAAAAAUAUGAAGACGAAUAGUGAGCUUAUUCUCAAGGAUACUGAGCUUGAUCCUGAGGUCUACAAACUAGGCAUAACCAAAAUAUUCUUUAAGAAUGGCAUUCUCGGCAAACUAGAGGAGUUACGUGAUCUCAGACUCAAGAAGAUCAUUACAGAGUUCCAAAGUGCUUAUCGUGGCCAAGCUGCCAGGGUCAACUUCAAAAGUCAGAUCGCCACUAUCCAGGCAUCUCAGGUGGUGGCCCGUAACUUUCAAAAGCUCGAUGAGCUUGUCAACGAGGGAAAGAGUCCCUGGCUUAAGCUCUUUGUCAGCUUGAAACCACUUUUGGAGGACUCAGUCAAAGUCUUAGAUUCCAAAGAGAUGAAUGAAAGUCUCAAACAAAUCAAUGCUAAGUUGAAAGACACUGAGAACGCCAAAAACUCACUUGAGCAGCAAAACGAUAAACUCAAGACACAACUCAUGAAACUUGAGGAUGAAAUAAUCAAGAAUAACCAAAUCAUUUCCGAGAAAGGGGAUAUGUUGCGAAAGCUUCAAUCUGAAGAGUCGUCAAGAAAUGCGAAGUUGGAAGAAACUGCUCGUCAACUCAAGGAAGUGAAAGCAAUGAGCACGAAGCUAUCUACAGAGAAAGCUGAGCUCUCUCUGGAGAUGGAUGCUCUCAAAGCAAAGCUAGAGAAAACUGAGAAGGAGGUUGAGACUUUGACCUCCGAGCUUGCGAAUGAAAAGCAGCGAGCUGAGACAUUGCAAAGCCAAAUCGGAGAUCUUGAAAAUGAGAAGAGAGAUUUGAAAGAGAAUGAUGAGGUGACUAACGGUUUGAAGAAGAAAGUGGAAUCUCUUGAAGCAGAAAUUCUUGCUCUCAAAUCUCAGGAGGAAGACUUUCAGGCUUCAUCCAGAGAGCUAGACGAACUCAGAGAUAGCUAUUCCAAGCACAAAAAGAAGGUCACAGAUUUGGAAUCAUUAAAGGUUUCUCUUGAGAGAAAGAUCACACUGAUGGAAAGUGCUUAUGACAUGAAGCGUAAUACCCUUGCCAGUAAGCAUAUGGAAGAGACGAGUGCCUUACAGAGUCAGCAUGAGGAAGCGCAAAAGAAAAUUCGUCGCUUGGAAGAUGAGCUUGCUGAGAAACUCAGUGAAAUCAAGGACCACGAGAGCAAACACAAGGCCUUAUCCAGAAACUUAAGAACUCUCGAGUCUCAGCUUCGUGAUCAGGAGCUGUUGCAGGACCAGUUAGAUUUUGAGAAGAAGCGGAACAGCAGGAUUCAAGUAGAGCUCGAAAGCUGCAAAGAUGAGCUCGCCAGACAGAUACAGCGGGCCGAAUCGCACUCCAGUUCCCUCGAGAGCUUGAGACACGAGUCCCAGUAUUUGGCUAGAGCCAAGGCAGAAUACUCUGAUGAGAUCGCCAAGUUGAAGGAUAAAGUGAGGGAUUUGAAAUCCAAACUUCAAAAUAAAGAAAAUGUUCCUCCAAACAGCGCCAAAUCAAUUGAUCCUUCACUUGCAGAUGAGUUCGCUCAAAUCAAACUCAAAUUGAACGAAUCUAACGCUGUCAUUCGAAAGGAAAAAUUCGAGAAUCAACGUUUGACUGAGGAGGUAAAAGCUCUACGUGAAAAAGUUCAUGACAGUUUUGAGAGCCCGCUGAAACGUAGCAGUGAGCUUCGAAGAUCGAUGGCAAUGGGCGAGGAGGCAAAGAUGGCGUUGUCCAACGGAUCUAGAACAUUUGAGGAGAUCAAGAAUCUACGUGUUCGGUUGAAACAGGAGGAGGCAAAUGUCACGAGAGCAGAGAACUAUGCCAUUGAGCUUCAAAAGAAGUUGAACAAGCUACAAAUGAGCCGAGGCAUCAACAGUUCGAAUGACUUCGAGGCAAAAUACUACGAGUCACAGAAGCGCAUAAGCGAGUUGGAGAAGAGAGUCGGUCAAGCAAUGCUGAUGGGAAGUCUGUCGCUGCUGUCAUCAUCACCGAAAGCCCCAUACGAUCUGCAAUCACUCACACCUAGCAGCAGCAUAGGAAGUCUUAGCACGGUUGUCAAUAGCGGAGACUUUGCUAGAAUCUACAAGGAUAUUGUCGGCACAUUGAGAACAACGAGGGAUGAGUUAAGUAAGUCCAAGAGCGAAAUUCUUAGGCUCAAGACGUUGCUCAGGGAAAGUGAGGAUGAAUUGUACGAGGUCAAGAGGAGUGGAGUCAAGACUGCCAUCAAUGAUUACGAGGAGACAUUAGCCAAGCUCAAGGUUCAAAAUGAGACACUCAACAAGCGCCACGAUGAAGUUAAUGAAUCUCUAUUACAGUACAAAAAGCGGAGUGAACAAUAUUAUGAUAAGCUCGAACUUGCUGAGUCGGCCGUCGUAAUUAGCAAACGGCACGAGCAAGAAGCUCGCACUGAGCUCGAACUGAAAUCUAAUGAAUUAAAGCUCUUACGUGAAGAGGUUCGAGCAAGCGAGCGAGUGAUCAAGCAGUUGAGACAAGCCAAAAACGAGCUUGAGGAAGCGUUGAAGAAACAGUCUCAUCGUGAGGAGCAAUUGGAGUCUUCGAUCAAGCAAUUGGAGGACCGGUUGCAGUACCUUAAUGACAAUUAUGGUGAAAAGAAGCACAAGAUUGGCGAGCACAAGGAGGAGAUUCGGUUGUUGCGCCAGGAGAUCAAGUUCAAGAUGGAAAAGGAAACUGAAUUGAUCAAGGAGUCGCAACGGUUGAAGCUUGAAAACGACGAGUUGGUCAGGAUCAAGAAGGAAGUUUUGGCAGAAAAUGAGGAAGUUUCCGAGGAGAACGAUAAGUUAUCAAGUGAAAACGAGGAUCUAAAGGUGGAAAACGAGAACCUUAAGAAUGAUAAGAUAGCAUAUGAAAGAAAGAUCGAGAAUCACACCAAGCAGAUGAGCACGCUUAAGCAACUCCUCGAUGACAAUGCACGAGAGAUGCAAGAAUUAAGCGGAAUAAACAAGACUCUCAAGGAAACAAAGGCUAGGCUCGAAGAGGAAGUCGCCUCACUCGAGGACUCCCUCAGAGACACACGUGGUAAUUUGGAUCUUGUGAGAGAGCACUUAAGCGAGCUUGAGCGGGAAAAGAUUAAUUUGAAGGAAGAGCUCAAAACGGUGAAGGACCGUUGGGACAGUAGCGAUGGGCAAUACAAGCUGGCCAAGACGGAAAACUUGGUAAUGGUGCGAGAGAAUGAAAGCGUCAAAAAAACCAACGAGGAACUCAAGAGCAAAAUUAGCGAUCUAGAAGAGAAGCUCUAUUCGAACGAGCAGCUCAAAUAUUUGGAGCAAAACCUCAGCAAGCUCAACUCACAAGUAGAUCGGUUGAAGCACGAGAUUGCAGAGGGAGAGUUGCGAGAGGAGAAGUUGCAAAAACAGAUCCGGACGCUUGAGUUUGAGAACGAGAGCAAAACCACCCAGAUGAAACGAUACAACGACGAAAACUUCAACUACCAGAAUAUGAUCAACCAGUACAAUAGCAAAGUGGAGUUCUUGCACCAGGAAAACAGUGAGAAGGAUUUGAAGCUCAAGGCACAGGCCCGGGAGUUGGCCGAUUUACGCGAGCGCCUUCUCAUGAUGGAGAAGGAUCGCCUUAUGAGUUAG
This is a messenger RNA of Candidozyma auris, 5670 nucleotides long. It is a transcript of the gene MYO1, whose product is annotated as myosin 1. The transcript has a single exon. The coding region runs from base 1 to 5670 and encodes 1889 amino acids. Gene Ontology annotation, biological process: vesicle transport along actin filament; actin filament organization. Lineage: Eukaryota; Fungi; Ascomycota; Pichiomycetes; Serinales; Metschnikowiaceae. The record is from RefSeq and is a predicted model, not a curated record. Gene Ontology annotation, cellular component: myosin complex; vesicle; actin cytoskeleton. Gene Ontology annotation, molecular function: ATP binding; actin filament binding; microfilament motor activity.